CAAAUAAAAAACAAAUUAUUAAUAAAACCUCUAAUUAGUGAUAAUCAUGCCACAAUCUUUUAGAAAAGGAUACUAGAGAGGAUGGUGAGAUGUUAAAAAAGGGAGGGCCGUGUGUGUGUGUGUGUUAUUAAACAGGUCAUCUCUGAGGUCAUCUCUUGCUGUUUAUCUCUAAUGUUGUGAUGUCACUGAGUAUAAAAGUCACAGGGUUUUGCUUCCCAGUUUAGAGCUUUAAGGUUCUCACAAGGUACAGCUUUUUUAACUGCAUGAGUGAUGACCAAUGGAAUCAACAAAAGAGUUUUAUUGAUUAUAUACAAAAAUGCUCUAAUUCCAUUUACAGGGGGCUUUUCUAAGGCUGACCGUACCUCUCGGAAAUUCUUUGGUUCUGUUUACUUUAUCUAUUAGCUAUUUUAACAAAUUUUCACCACAUUUAGUGCAACAGUAUUUAUUGUACUUCUUUCUUUCUGUAAGCAGUAAAUGGCAGACACUAAUGGAAGCUCUGGAGAUGCUUUUGUUUACCAGAGUUUUAUUGAAGGGCAAAUGAGUUGGAUAGCUUUUAUAAAGUUGUCAGUAUUAAUUGUGGUAACUCUGUUUGCUGUGUAUGUAAACUGUGUUAUUCUUUAUGUUCUUAACAGUAAGCCUGUAUUUAAAGAAACAUCCCGCUACAUUCUUUUUGCCCAUAUGCUCUUCAAUGACACUGUUCAUCUCAUUCUCACUUUUUUCUUGUUUUUCUUUGCUGUGCUCUUCCUUAAGCUGGCUAAAGCUGUCUGUUCCAUGAUCCUAUUUUUUGAUUCUACAACAUUCUAUAUUGCACCUUUAAACCUGGCUGUGAUGUCUCUGGAACGCUAUGUGGCUAUCUGUUUUCCUCUAAGACAUACUGAAAUAGCCACUCAGAAAAGAACUGGCAUUGCUAUUAUCUUUAUUUGGUUAAUCGGCUGUGUAAAUAUUUUGAUGAACAUUAUUACUGCCAUAGUUUUGGACCCUAAUUUUUUUUCUGUGAGCAUGUUUUGUGCUUAUGAACAGUUAUAUUUGCAACUCUGGCAGCCCGAGGUAAUCAGUUGGCUUAAUGCAUUUCUUUUUGCGUCAGUAACCCUGAUAAUUGUAUUUACCUACAUCAGCAUUAUGAUCACAGCCAGGUCUGUGUCCUCCAAAAAAGACUCUGCUAAGAAAGCCCACAAGACUGUGCUGCUGCACCUCAUUCAGUUGGGCCUGUGUACAAUGUCUUUUCUAUAUGCUAUUGUAGACAGAGCACUUUAUGUAGUGACUGGCAGCGGUACCUCUCUCUAUUUACAUGUGCAAUAUGUGAACUUUCUCCUCCUACUGAUUCUGCCUCGCUGUCUGAGCCCUCUUAUCUAUGGGCUGAGAGACGAUGCUAUUAGACCUUUAUUUAAACAUUAUUUCUGUCCCUGCUUUAGAAAAUUCAGCACUGCUGUGAAUGCGCAAUAAAUGUAUUAUUUAUAAUAUAUUUCUGUGAAUGUGUGAUCUUUUGCAAACAUUGUCAACUACAUGCUUGGCUCAUUGUGCUAGUAUUCUCAUUAUUUGUAUUUUGUUAAUAUUUUAGACAAUGCCUAAUUGGUUAUGAAAUGCAGUAGUGUAAUUUUUUGUAUUUUUUUGUAUUGAGCAAAAUAUCAACCAAAAAAAAUCAACCACAAGAUCAUGGAGGAUUUGAAAUAACAGUUCUAUAGAGGAUAACUGUUUAUAAAUGAAAUUAAAUGAUAAUUUAAAAUAUGUUCUUUAUAUUUACUCAGGUUUAUUUUGUCUGAUUUAAAAUGUAUUUGUUAAUAUGAAAAAUGUAAAUAUGAUAAAAAGCAAAAACGAAAGAAAUCUGCAGGGAAGCAAAUACUUUUUACAGAACUGUACAUCCCUAUUGUAUCACAAGGCUUGGCUUACUAAGUGAUUGGAUUUUGUUAUUAGAUUGUUGUAACAAAAUAUUGAAAAAAAUCAUCUUCUGCAAUUUAACC
Messenger RNA from Astyanax mexicanus (Mexican tetra), 1958 nucleotides. RefSeq names its product odorant receptor 131-2-like. Gene Ontology annotation, cellular component: membrane. The record is from RefSeq and is a predicted model, not a curated record. The transcript has a single exon. Lineage: Eukaryota; Metazoa; Chordata; Actinopteri; Characiformes; Acestrorhamphidae. Gene Ontology annotation, molecular function: G protein-coupled receptor activity. Gene Ontology annotation, biological process: G protein-coupled receptor signaling pathway. Bases 475 to 1443 code for a protein of 322 amino acids.